This is a messenger RNA of Paralichthys olivaceus (Japanese flounder), 711 nucleotides long. It is a transcript of the gene uqcr11, whose product is annotated as ubiquinol-cytochrome c reductase, complex III subunit XI. NCBI's taxonomy places the organism in Eukaryota, Metazoa, Chordata, Actinopteri, Pleuronectiformes, Paralichthyidae. The record is from RefSeq and is a predicted model, not a curated record. Gene Ontology annotation, biological process: mitochondrial electron transport, ubiquinol to cytochrome c. Gene Ontology annotation, cellular component: mitochondrial inner membrane.
UUUCUUAACAGCAGGAAGUGCACUGUGCACAUGCGCAGUACGUCAUCAAACCAAACUCGUUACUUCCUUCGAGCUCGUGUAGCCGCGCGUCAGGCGCCAGGAGGAAACAUCUCAGACAAAAUGUUGAGUAAAGUCAUCGGUCAGAAGUACGUGUCCAUCGCCAAGUCAUGGAUCCCCACUCUGGCUAUAUGGGGCACCGCUGGAGGUGUCGCUCUUGUCCACUUCACAGACUGGAGGUUGUUUUUGGAUUAUGUUCCCAUCAUCAACGGCAAAUUCAAAAAGGAUGAGUAGUGGCAGCCAGGUCAGUGCUGCUUUUUACUCAAAGACUUAAAAAAUGAACAGAAGCUGCCGCGGCCGGUACCUUGCACUGUUGUCUGCCUGCCAGGCCACUGGAAGCCUGUCAUCUUCACCCAACAGCUCAGUCUACAUCGACCUAUUCACCACAAACAUCCAGCUGAAAUACACCACCGUGUGGCAUUUCAACUUUUCCUCAGCCAGUGAAAACAUGAAUGGAAGGAAAAUGAAAACGUGGAUGAUAAAUGGACUCUUAUUUUUUAUUUUCCUGUUCAGUUUGGGGUCAGAUAUUUAUUUUUAAUCAUCAGUUCUGUGUGUGCCGUGGAUCAAACCUGAUUCACAAAAUAAAAAUCUGUCCUUACUGUCAUGCUGUAAUUGUUUUGAUGAGAAUAAGUAAAAUAUGUGAGAUUUAUCCUG